AUGAUGUCGUUUUGGCAACCGUUUACCAAUCAGAUCUUCGAUCUCGUUAAGUCCUUCGAUGAAGCAAUUCGCCAGUACGUAAUCGUGGAGCCGAUCAUAGUGAUGAGUCUUUCGAAACAGAUCAGCGGCAGUCCCGGAUUCGUGUUACUGGUGGAUGUAGACGGUUUCGCCGUUUUUCAUGUAUUCUUUCGUUUUGUGUCGAUUACUACUCGUCAGUCGGUCCCCGUAGCUAUGUUCUCCGACAUCACCUUGCAAAGGACCAGGCUGUUGAUUUACCUGAUAACCAUCAUGACUUAUGUCGUGUGCCUCGCGUACGACGUCUUCUACAUUCCAACGCUUACCGACGGUGGCUGGUUUUCAAAGCUGAGGUUCCUGACCUACUGCAAUCUGGUAAAGAGACUGCUUGAUGCGCUUAACGAGAUUUUUGCACUUUUCAAAAAGUGCGGCUUCUCCUCAGCCAUAUUUUUUUCUUGUUUUGAUUUCGGACCUUAA
This is a messenger RNA of Soboliphyme baturini, 492 nucleotides long. The record is from the annotation of a GenBank genome assembly. NCBI's taxonomy places the organism in Eukaryota, Metazoa, Nematoda, Enoplea, Dioctophymatida, Soboliphymatidae.